Molecule: messenger RNA, 1353 nt
Organism: Camelina sativa (false flax)
Lineage: Eukaryota; Viridiplantae; Streptophyta; Magnoliopsida; Brassicales; Brassicaceae
Source: RefSeq, a predicted model, not a curated record
AGUUAAGGAUUCAGUUCAGAUAGAGUUGGAACCAACUUUAAAUUAAUUUUACGAUAGAAACAGCGCUAAAAGGAAGCAACUAUGGCACACAAUGGAACACGUCAAUUAAAAGAAUGUGAUUCUAAGAGCCUAUCCAAAAGUACGAGGUUUAAGGGAAUGGAGUGAACGAGUGAUCCCGACAAGACUAACCUUUAUUUCUCAGCCUCUUGUUUUUUAAUAAGAUCUCUCUUUACGUUUUCUUCCAACCUUAACACAGAUAGACACAUUUGCUUGAAGACAAAAUCGAACCUCGUAUUCAAGUUUCCUUCUGUUCUUCCACGUAUCGGCCACUUACACGGUACAAAUGUCUGAACACGUUAUGGGCUUAAGCAAGAUUAACACACAGAUUUGUGUUCAUGGUUAUCAACCUGCCUGGUUAAGUCGUUGGACUCGUAGAAACAGAGAUGGGAAGUGCUCCAAGGAGAUUAAUAACUUACCGGAAGAUGGUCAACUGGUGAAAGCGUCAACAGGUUCCUUGAAACUAAAAGGAAAAAUGUUGAGUGGAGUUCUUGAUCUGUUUCCUAAUCCUGAUUCAGCUCUUCCAAGUGUCAAACUAGUACCUGACAUGAACAAUGAACCGCCAAUUGUUGCGGACAGAGAAGACUCGAUAGAUGGGAAUGAAGGCCAAACAAGCAGUGCAGCUACUCAAAGUAUGAAAGUGGAACACUUUCAAAACAACAACACCAAGCUGCUCAGCGAGUGCAAGCGUAUAUGGUCUGACUCUGAAACCAACACUAGAUCACAGGUCAAACGUCUGAAGACAAACACAUCAUAUUAUAGCGGAAAUGAAACCGACAGCAUGAUGGCUGUCGAAGAGGGACCAUCAGGGAAGAAGGUGAACUACUUCUUCCACAGAAUAAUCGAAAUCAACAAACCCGGAUCCAGAAGAUAUCAAAAACCCUCCGCAUCACAAAUCAAGAAUCUUAAUAUGGGAGAAGACGUUAACCCAUGGAUUCAGAGAUGGUGUAAGAAAAAAGCUGGAGAGACUCAUGUACCAAGAGGAGGGAAAGAGGUCAACCCACAGAGCACUGCACUAGAGAAGCAGUUUCCAAGUAUUGCAGCAAUGGCAAUGAUGAAGAAGGCUCUCAACGGUUUAAACCCGACAGGCUGUAGAAAAACCAACUCCCUCUUCGUCUGGAAUACUGAGGAUUUAAGGUGAAACAAAUUCUGUAACGCCAAUCUUGCUGGUGUCAGAACACAAUACAAAACUAGUAUCUACCUACUUCAAAUAAAAUUGUUACUGUGACAGCAAAAUCUACAAGUAAUACUGGUGUAAUCAUUUUUACCGUGUGUGAUAUAAGUAAAUUUUCUAGA